This is a messenger RNA of Cylas formicarius (sweet potato weevil), 747 nucleotides long. RefSeq names its product venom serine protease-like. Gene Ontology annotation, biological process: proteolysis. The transcript has 5 exons. Bases 1 to 747 code for a protein of 248 amino acids. The record is from RefSeq and is a predicted model, not a curated record. NCBI's taxonomy places the organism in Eukaryota, Metazoa, Arthropoda, Insecta, Coleoptera, Brentidae. Gene Ontology annotation, molecular function: serine-type endopeptidase activity.
AUGGCGGAAACGAUGUCGGAUCCGGGUAAAACGGGGUCGGAAACCGUCCCUUUAGGGCGGAAAUUCGCUCCGUUUCUCGCUACGACGAACCGUUUCCGAGAUACGGCGGCUACAAUCCUUGGAGGACAAGAAACGGGCGUCAACGAGUACCCUUCGAUGGCGGGGCUGGUAAAUCUGAACCCUUUCAUCAUAAUUUGCGGGGCUAGCAUAAUCUCUGAAUUUUUCGUGUUGACCGCCGGUCAUUGCGUCUACAAUAGAGAUCGCAGCACGUUUUCGGUUUUAGUGGGCGGGCACAACAUCACUUCAGGACAAGAAACGGGCGUCAACGAGUACCCUUCGAUGGCGGGGCUGGUAAAUCUGAACCCUUUCAUCAUAAUUUGCGGGGCUAGCAUAAUCUCUGAAUUUUUCGUGUUGACCGCCGGUCAUUGCGUCUACAAUAGAGAUCGCAGCACGUUUUCGGUUUUAGUGGGCGGGCACAACAUCACUUCAGGCAACAAAAUCGUUUCGUCGGCAACGAAUUUGGAACUUUGCGUCGGAAACCCGAUCCAGGUGUGUCGAUACAUUAACGCCUACGUCAAUAAGGGGUUAGACGUAGCGAACAUCCAAUGCGUUGAGAUGCAAGUGAAUACGACCACCGGUACGAUCGAUUGGAACGAGGCAGCGGCAUUCCUUAAAAUGAGAUAUAUCGGACCGCACGAGGCGGUCUAUCGCAUCUUGGGAAAUGGGAAGGGGACGAGGUGGCCGUAG